Messenger RNA from Callorhinus ursinus (northern fur seal), 3786 nucleotides. The record is from RefSeq and is a predicted model, not a curated record. Lineage: Eukaryota; Metazoa; Chordata; Mammalia; Carnivora; Otariidae.
GGCCCGGCCGCCGCCGCGCUCCCAGUCAUUGGCCUUUUGUGCUGCAACUUUGCCCGACCCUCGGGGGGCCGCGCCGCCCCCGCGCCCGCCCCGCGCCGUUGCCCCGGGAAAGUUUGCGUCGCCGGGCCCGGCCGGGGGGUGGACUCCGCGCGCCGCCGCUCGGCUCGGGCAACUCAGACGCUCGGGGCUCUUUGGCAGUCGCGUCCCCGAAGGAAGGCGACUCCGCGCGAGCCAUCCGCGAACGCCCCGGGCCGGUCACAUGUAGCGGAUGACGUCAUCCAGCCAGCUAUCCUUGAGGACCCGGAAAACCCACUGUUAGCUGCCUCUUCACACCAUGGUGAUGCCAUCAGCCAGGUCUCCAGGGAUCUGACAGCCCAGAGCACCUCCCCAGCUGCUGCCCGUGCAGAUGUCACUCCCCGAGCCUCUGAACAUGUGUCUUUUCCUCGUGGCCCAGCUGGUGACGGAGUAGAAGCUUCUGCUCUCUCCCACCAGGGUCUGGCCAGGGACUUAAGCAGGAGUUCUGACUCUGAAGAAGCAUUUGAGACCCCCGAGUCGACGACUCCUGUCAAAGCUCCCCCUGCCCCACCCCCACCGCCCCCUGAAGUCACUCCAGAACCUGAGAUCACCGCACAGCCUCCCCUGGAAGAACCAGGUAACCAAGGCUGCGGUUCUGAGCCGGCCUCCGUCCCCGAUGGCCCACGCAGCAGCUCAGUGGAAGGGAGCCCCUUCCGUCCCCCGUCACACUCCUUCUCCGCCGUCUUCGAUGAAGACAAGCCUAUAGCCAGCAGCGGGACUUACAACUUAGACUUUGACAGCAUCGAGCUGGUGGAUGAUUUCCAGACCUUGGAGCCCCGCUGCUCGGACUCUAAGAGUCAGGAAUGCAAAGUGAACACGCGGAGGAAAUCCACGGAUUCCGUGCCCACCUCCAAGGCCACACUGUCCCGCUCUCUCAGCCUGCAAGCUAGUGACUUUGAUGGUGCUUCUUGCUCAGGCAACCCUGAGGCCGUGGCCCUGGCCCCAGAUGCGUACAGCACGGGUUCAAGCAGCGCUUCCAGUACCCUUAAGCGAACUAAAAAACCAAGGCCACCUUCCUUAAAAAAGAAGCAGACCACUAAGAAACCCACUGAAACCCCCCCAGUGAAAGAGACACAACAAGAACCAGUGGAAGAGAAUCUUGUUCCCAGUGAGGAGAACCGAGCAUUCGAGACAAAAUCGGAAUUGGCCAAGACAGAAGGUUCUGUACGAGCCCUCUUGGAGGAGACGCCCCUGGAACCCACUGCUGUGCCCAAGGCUGCCUGCCCUCUGGACUCCGAGGGUGCUGAAGGGGCCAUCCCCCCAGCUUCUGGAAGUGGCAGAGUGCAGAACUCACCUCCGGUUGGAAGGAAAGCAUUGCCUCUUGCCACGGCUCCGGAGGCGGUGGAGGUGACCCCAUCGGAGAGUGGGGGGCAGGAGGACUCCCCAGUCAAAGGGCUCUCGGUGAGGCUGGAGUUUGACUAUUCUGAGGACAAGGGUAGUUGGGACACCCAGCAGGAAAACCCCCCUCCUACCAAAAAGCUAGGCAAGAAGCCGGUUGCCAAAAUGCCCUUAAGGAGGCCAAAGAUGAAAAAAACACCCGAGAAACUGGACAACACUCCUGCCUCGCCUACCAGAUCCCCCGAUGAACCCAAUGACAUCCCUAUUGCUAAAGGUACCUACACCUUUGAUAUUGACAAGUGGGAUGACCCCAAUUUUAACCCUUUUUCUUCCACCUCAAAAAUGCAAGAGUCUCCCACACUGCCCCACCAGUCCUACAACUUUGACCCAGACGCCUGUGACGAAUCCAUUGACCCUUUUAAGACAUCCUCUAAAACCCCCAGCUCGCCUUCUAAAUCCCCAGCCUCCUUUGAGAUCCCAGCCAGUGCCAUCGAAGCCAAUGGAGUGGACGGGGAUGGGCUGAACAAGCCUGCCAAGAAGAAGAAGACGCCCCUAAAGACUGACACAUUCAGGGUGAAAAGGUCGCCAAAACGGUCUCCUCUCUCUGAUCCACCUUCUCAGGACCCCACGCCAGCGGCGACACCAGAAACACCGGUCAUCUCUGCGGUGGUCCACGCCACCGAUGAGGAGAAGCUGGCUGUCACUAACCAGAAGUGGACGUGUGUGACGGUGGAUCUGGAGGCUGACAAACAGGACUACCCGCAGCCCUCGGACCUGUCCACCUUCGUCAAUGACACCAAAUUCAACUCACCGACGGAGGAGUUGGAUUACAGAAACCCCUAUGAAAUUGAAUAUAUGGAGAAAAUCGGCUCCUCCUUACCUCAGGACGAUGACGCCCCGAAGAAGCAGGCCCUGUACCUUAUGUUUGACGCUUCUCAGGAGAGCCCGGUCAAGUCUCCCCCGGUCCGGACGUCGGAGUCCCCGACGCCGUGUUCAGGGUCAAGUUUUGAGGAAACUGAAGCCCUUGUCAAUGCUGGGGCAAAGAUCCAGCAUCCUGUCACACGAGGACUGGCUCCCAACCAAGAGCCACACUUGCAGGUGCCAGAGAAAUCCUCCCAGAAGGAGCUGGAGGUCAUGACCUUGGGCACUGCUUCAGACGCGAUUGAAAUUAGAGAGGCUGCUCACCCAACAGAUGUCUCCAUCUCCAAAACAGCCUUGUACUCCCGCAUCGGGACCUCCGAGGUGGAGAAGCCCGCAGGCCUUCUGUUCCAGCCACCUGACCUGGACUCCGCACUCCGGAUUGCCAGAGCAGAGAUCAUAACCAAGGAGAGAGAAGUCUCGGAGUGGAAGGACAAAUAUGAAGAAAGCAGGCGGGAAGUGAUGGAAAUGAGGAAAAUAGUGGCGGAGUAUGAGAAGACCAUCGCUCAGAUGAUAGAGGAUGAGCAGAGGGAGAAGUCCGUCUCCCACCAGACCGUCCAGCAGCUGGUCCUAGAGAAGGAGCAAGCUCUGGCCGACCUGAACUCGGUGGAGAAAUCUCUGGCUGAUCUCUUCAGGAGAUAUGAGAAGAUGAAGGAGGUCCUUGAGGGUUUCCGCAAGAAUGAAGAGGUGCUGAAGAAGUGUGCACAGGAGUACCUGUCCAGGGUAAAGAAAGAGGAGCAGAGGUACCAGGCCCUGAAGGUGCACGCGGAGGAGAAGCUGGACAGGGCCAACGCUGAGAUCGCGCAGGUCCGAGGGAAGGCCCAGCAGGAGCAGGCUGCCUACCAGGCCAGUCUGCGGAAGGAGCAACUUCGUGUGGACGCUUUAGAGAGGACGCUGGAGCAGAAGAAUAAAGAGAUAGAAGAACUCACCAAGAUUUGUGAUGAACUGAUUGCCAAAAUGGGGAAAAGCUAACUUUGAACCAAAUGUUUGGACUUGACCAUUGCGUGCAAUAUGACCGUCGGCUCACUGCUGUCCUUCCCGUUACAUGGACAGGUUCUGUUUUCACUUUUUCGUAUGCACUACUGUAUUUCCUUUCUAAAUAACGUUGAUUUGAUUGUAUGCAGUACUAAAGGAGACUAUCAGAAUUUCUUGCUAUUGGUUUGCAUUUUCUUAGUAUAAAUUCAUAGCAAGUUGACCUCAGAGUUCCUGUAUCAGGGAGAUUGUCUGAUUCUCUAAUAAAAGACAAAUCGCUGACCUUGGCCUUGCCAUUUGUACAUGAGUUCCCAGGGUGAGCAGCUUUUGGAUUUAAUAUGAACAUGUAUAGUUUGCACGGGGACUCUUGCCUUAAGGAGUGUAAACUUGAUCUGCAUUUGCUGAUUUGUUUUAAAAAAAAUGCAUGUUUCAAAUAAAAUUCUCUAUUGUAAAUAAAUUUUUUUCUUUGGAUCUUGGCAAUAC